UUGGGUAGAGGGGUUUGAAUUGUGAUUGUGAUGGGUUAGAGUGUAGAGAAAACGCUAUGGCUGAUAUUACUUUCAAUGCGAAAAAGUUAAUCGGAGUUGAAUAUCCAGGAAUAGUGAAAAAUGUUGAAAAGAUGCUUUAUUCUUUAGGAGGUGAAAAAUCUUUGUCAAAGGUAUACUCAGAACCUUCUCGUCGCUUAGAGUUACGUUAUCGACCAAAUGAUAUCUAUUGCAAAUGUGGGCAUGGUGACAGAUUCAAUACAACAAAUCUUCUAAUGAAAGUUGUUCGAAAAAAGGUGAAGAGGGCAGUUGAUGAAAAUUCCUUGUCAGAAUCUUCAGAUUGUUACACAUACAGAGUUGAUAUUAUUGGUAUUGUAGACACCACAUACAGGUUUAAAGGAAUGAUGGACUUUCAAUAUUUGCCCAUGAAAAUCAAUCCUGGUGGCCAGUAUAGAUCACUUAUUCCUAGCCUCGUUCCAACUGGCAUUCAACUUUGUAAUUGGUUACAGAAAGAAGCAGAAAUUUUCAUUCAACCACCACUCUUUUCUCGACUUGACAUGCCUACAAAUUAUCACUACAGAAGAGAUCCAACUCAUCGGAAUUCUAGUCAUCACUUGUCUACAAAACAUCAUCCACCAAAUAUUAUUGGAAGAACUCGAAAACGGAGGAGUGGGUUUGCCAUAUUUAUGAAUUUUGAAGACAAGAGAGAUGUUCCUCAAAAACCAGCAGAUCAGGCUUUGAAACAGAUAAAACUUCAUCACCCAGAAUCAGAUAUUGUGGAGAAAGUCCAAAAGCUCUUCCAGGAGCGUCCAGUUUGGUCAAGAAAUGCUCUAGUUGCAGUGAUGGGAUGUGAACGAACUGUCAUAAAGUUUAUUUUGCCAAUUUUUUCAUACUACCAUCUCACAGGACCAUGGAGAAGCUUUUGGGUGAGAUUUCAGUAUGAUCCAAGAAAAGAUCCAUUAGCCAAACAAUACCAGACUCUUGACUUCCGUGUUAAACUACUGGGACCAUCACAUGAUGUAGGAAUUAAGUCCAAAAGAAGUGCUUACAACUACAAGCUUCCAACAAAGUUUAGCCGACCAGGUGAUCGGGUUGCCACAAUUCAAACUCAGAGUUUCUCUCUUUCUAGAGAUGAAGAGCCAGAAGACAAACAUGGAGAAGAGGAGAUGAACAGAAAACUGAGCUACAAAUUCAUCCCAGGACUUCUGCCACCUUGCCGCCAGAUGUUCUAUCAGCUCUGUGAUAUAGAAGAACCAAAAGUUCAGGCCCUGGUUCAUCAGAAUGAUGAUCAAAGUCCUGAAGAGUGCCAUCCAAAAGAAGGGUGGUGUGUGCCUGGUGUUCUCGAACAGUGUCGAGAAAUUAUGCAAGAAUCUUUGCAAGAAACUUUGAAGAAGAUUAGACUAAAAACACAUGAAGAGACAUCUUUAAAUGAAGCUGAGUUGAAAGAGGAGGAAGAUUUAGAGGAUCUGGAAGAUGAUGCUGAAUUUUCAGACCAAGAAAUAGAUGCUGGUGAAAUUGAGGAAGUAAUGGAAUAUAUGAAUACAGAAUAGCUUAGUGAACUGAGUUGAACUUCUGACUUGAAGACAAACUCAAAGAAAAGCUGUAAUAAUCUAUUAUUUAAAACACUUUUGUACAACUAGAAAAUAAAAUUCUGUGUUUGUGAAA
This is a messenger RNA of Limulus polyphemus (Atlantic horseshoe crab), 1662 nucleotides long. It is a transcript of the gene l(2)37Cd, whose product is annotated as general transcription factor 3C polypeptide 5-like. Gene Ontology annotation, cellular component: transcription factor TFIIIC complex. NCBI's taxonomy places the organism in Eukaryota, Metazoa, Arthropoda, Merostomata, Xiphosura, Limulidae. The transcript is spliced from 8 exons. Gene Ontology annotation, biological process: transcription initiation at RNA polymerase III promoter. Bases 57 to 1547 code for a protein of 496 amino acids. The record is from RefSeq and is a predicted model, not a curated record.